Messenger RNA from Merops nubicus (carmine bee-eater), 1143 nucleotides. RefSeq names its product glutamine--fructose-6-phosphate aminotransferase [isomerizing] 1. NCBI's taxonomy places the organism in Eukaryota, Metazoa, Chordata, Aves, Coraciiformes, Meropidae. The annotation marks the transcript as partial. Gene Ontology annotation, molecular function: L-glutamine:D-fructose-6-phosphate transaminase (isomerizing) activity; carbohydrate derivative binding. The transcript has 7 exons. The record is from RefSeq and is a predicted model, not a curated record. Gene Ontology annotation, biological process: protein N-linked glycosylation; fructose 6-phosphate metabolic process; UDP-N-acetylglucosamine metabolic process.
ACCCGUCAGGUUUUGGAAGAACUGACUGAACUCCCUGUGAUGGUUGAACUGGCCAGUGACUUCCUGGACAGAAACACCCCUGUCUUCAGAGACGAUGUCUGCUUUUUCCUCAGCCAGUCAGGGGAGACAGCAGACACCCUGAUGGGCCUCAGGUACUGCAAGGAGCGAGGAGCUCUGACUGUGGGGAUAACCAACACAGUUGGCAGCUCUAUAUCACGGGAGACUGACUGUGGAGUCCACAUCAACGCAGGACCAGAGAUUGGGGUGGCCAGUACCAAGGCCUACACCAGCCAGUUUGUCUCUUUGGUGAUGUUUGCUCUGAUGAUGUGUGAUGACAGAAUUUCCAUGCAGGAGAGGCGGAAGGAAAUCAUGCGUGGUCUGAAGGGGCUGCCAGACCUAAUUAAAGAAGUGUUGAGUAUGGAUGAUGAGAUCCAGAAGCUGGCCACAGAGCUAUACCAUCAGAAGUCUGUUCUCAUCAUGGGACGUGGCUACCAUUAUGCUACGUGUCUGGAGGGAGCUUUGAAAAUUAAAGAGAUCACCUACAUGCACUCGGAAGGGAUCCUGGCAGGUGAGCUGAAGCACGGGCCUCUCGCGCUGGUGGACAAGCUCAUGCCCGUGAUCAUGAUCAUCAUGAGAGACCACACCUAUGCCAAGUGCCAGAACGCUCUGCAGCAGGUCAUCGCACGGCAGGGGCGACCUGUGGUCAUUUGUGAUAAGGAGGACAUUGAGACGAUUAAGAACAACAAGAGAACAAUCAAAGUUCCCCAUUCAGUGGACUGUCUGCAGGGGAUCCUGAGCGUUAUCCCCCUUCAGCUUCUGGCUUUCCACCUGGCAGUCCUCAGAGGCUAUGAUGUUGAUUUUCCAAGAAAUCUGGCCAAGUCCGUAACUGUAGAGUGAAAGAUCAUCUGAAUCAUAGGGGCAAAGGGGAAUUAAAUGAAAGACUUUUUUGGUACCAAAAUAACUUGAUUUUAAAGUCCCCUAGGUAAAUCUUAUUUUGGUAAAUCAUUGUUUGUGUAUAAGAUCACCAUAAUUCCAUUACAUUAGUGAUUGUCCAAUCAACUCCACAUGCUAUGUCGAUAGCUUUGGGUUUUUUUCAAGAACAGACUUCCAUGAAAGAUGUUAAAUGGUUUUCUUUAAAGAUUA